CCCGGCGCGCGUCCAGCCCCCCAGAUGAACAAACAACAGCAAACCAAGCGCGACGCGAGACGGAAAUGGGGCGGAGAGAGUAGCGCGUAACCCGCAAGCUCCACGCCACCACCACCCUCCCCGAAUCCAAUCCAAGCCCUAGCGCCAACCGCCGCCGACGAGGACGCCAAAUCCCUCGAUCUCCUCCUCCUCCUCCGCCUUCCGCCCCCCCAAAACCCUAGCCCCGGCGGGAGGAGGCGGCGGCGGCGGCGGGGGUGCAGAUCUUAGGAUGUCGGACUCCGCGUCCAUGGCCGCCGCCAUCGAGGCGCGGUUCAGCGGCCGCGACCUCAUCGGCCGCGGCUCCUUCGGCGACGUCUACAAAGGGUUUGACAAGGAACUGCAUAAGGAAGUUGCAAUAAAAGUUAUCGAUUUAGAAGAAGCUGAGGAUGACAUUGAAGACAUCCAAAAGGAGAUAUCUGUUUUGUCACAAUGCCGUUGUCCAUAUAUAACUGACUAUUAUGGCUCAUAUCUUCAUCAAACGAAACUGUGGAUAGUAAUGGAAUAUAUGGCUGGUGGUUCUGUCGCUGACCUACUCCAAACUGGCCCUCCUCUAGAUGAAUUGUCUAUUGCAUGCAUUCUGAGGGACUUGUUACAUGCAGUUGAAUAUCUUCAUUCAGAAGGAAAGAUUCACCGUGACAUUAAAGCGGCAAAUAUCCUCCUGACUGAAAGUGGAGAUGUGAAGGUUGCAGACUUUGGUGUUUCUGCGCAGCUGACUAAAACAAUGUCAAGGAGAAAGACAUUUGUUGGAACUCCCUUUUGGAUGGCACCUGAGGUUAUUCAAAACUCUGACGGGUACAAUGAAAAGGCAGAUAUCUGGUCGUUAGGUAUAACUGCUAUUGAAAUGGCAAAAGGUGAACCCCCUUUGGCAGAUAUCCAUCCCAUGAGAGUUCUUUUCAUGAUACCUCGUGAAAAUCCUCCUCAGCUUGAUGAGCAUUUCUCUAAACCGAUGAAGGAGUUUGUGUCACUAUGUUUAAAGAAGAAUCCAGCAGAGAGGCUAAGUGCCAAGGAUCUUCUUAAGCACCGCUUUGUAAGAAAUGCUAGAAAAUCUCCAAAGCUUCUGGAUAGAAUAAGAGAGCGACCGAAGUUUCCAGUAAAAAGCAGUGCGGAUGCCACACAAAAUGGUCGAACACAUGUUGAAGAAGAUGAUGGUACUGGUACUAUCAAGGUUGAGAGGGCUACAAGGGAUGUAGUCUCUCCUUCAAGUCAAGGAACUGUUAGGAAAGCUGCUGGCUGGAAUCUUCCAGACAGAUCAGAGGGCACAGGAACUGUUCGAGGUGGUUUAAAGCCAUCACAAGUCACCUCCACCAAGGAUAGUAGAUCCGAUGCUUCUCAUAGUCCAAACACACCAAAACGUACAGCUGAUCGAGAAAAUCAAUGGAGAACAUCAUGGACGGGGUCUGAAGAGUCGAUCUCAACAAACCCGUCGCAGAGAGAUGCACAAAGUGAAUAUGGAAGACUAGAGAGUUCUACAGAAGAUAAUGACCAAUCUAUAAGUGGGUCUGGAACUGUUGUACUGCGCUCGCCAAGAGCAUCUCAGGUGUACCCUGCAGCUACUAACCACAGUUCCAAGCCUCCCAGUAGAUUCUCCUCGUAUGAAGACACGUCUAUCAGUGGGACAGUCGUUCGGAAUCAAAUUGAAGAACCAGAAACUCCACGAUCUUCAAGGUCGAGACUGGGAAUCCAAGAAAAGUCACCAAAUGCUUCACUGGAGGACAGUGCAACUAACCUUGCAGAGGCAAAGGCUGCUCUCCAGGCUGCGUUUAAAAAGGGUAAUGCUCGUGAAAGACAUGUUAUCAGCAAACAUGAAAAGGAAUCACAUGAACCCAGAAUUUCGGCAGUAAACAGUCAUGAUGCCCCAAGUGAGAAUGCUGACAUGGAAAAAGGUCGCAAACCACGCCAGAUACAUGAUGGACAAUCAGCUCCUCAAGCUUCUGGUUCUGUAUCUUCACCUGCACUCUCGUCAUUGAUAAUUCCUUCUCUAAAAGAGGCUACUGGUGACAAGUUUAACGGACCAGUUGUUCAUACAUUCCUUGAUUCCUUGAUGCAUCUCGAAAAAGAGCUACCUGGAUCUUGUGAGGUGCUGAUUGGCAGAAUGCUCCAUCGGCUAGGGAGCUCGAAGGAGUCCUCGCUGCAAAGUCUUCAAGAGACGGCGACAUCAGUUUUCGCAAAGAAAUCUGAACCUCCCUCUGAACCUCCAAGUAACAAGAAAAUGGCUAAUACACCUUCCUUGGCUGCCCCUACCGUAAGCCCUUUGGCGAGGUUCCUUCUUACAAGGUGGCAAAACCAAGUUUCCCAAGAUCUUAACUCCGUCUGAAGACAAUACAAAAAAAAAAAAACCCGUCAUGAUUCAAUGUAUAAUUAAUUUUGAGUGUACAUAACGCUAUGGUUAGAAAUCUCUUUGUUGCUAGCUGUUCUCAGCAGCUUGUGCUGCUACCGGUUGUUUCAUUUGUUUGUGUUCGCGGUGAAUAACACAUUUUCUACCCAUUUUAUAAUGUAACUUUGCACCCACUGUACCUGUAUAUCACCUGAGGAACAUUAAUAACACAUCAAUUUUUUUCCA
Molecule: messenger RNA, 2599 nt
Organism: Oryza sativa Japonica Group (Japanese rice)
Lineage: Eukaryota; Viridiplantae; Streptophyta; Magnoliopsida; Poales; Poaceae
Biological process (GO): protein phosphorylation
Cellular component (GO): cytoplasm
Molecular function (GO): ATP binding; protein serine/threonine kinase activity
Source: RefSeq, a predicted model, not a curated record